CGCUAACAGAGGUUCGGCUCUGGGGCCCUAUUCUUGAAUCGUUUUCAUGAAACUCGCAUGCGAAUUAAUUCAAUGCUUUUCAAAUAGAAAGUCGCAUACGAAAAUCAUUAGGGCAGGCUCGAGAAUACGGUCCCUGGAACGCAGCCAAUUAAACAAAAGAAGAAUAAGAAGAACUAGAAGAAGUCGCUACAUCUCGUCGGUAGUCGGUAUGACGGGAAUCAUAACCUGAUUCCUGUCAACUUUAACGUUUAAUAUCUCGCGUCGCGGGGCAGAGCGACACUUUUUUCUGCCAACGUCUUGCGUUUCGUGUAAAAACGCCGUCGAUUGAGCAUAAUUUCAUCGAUAUUGAAGAUAAAACUUAUUCAUAUGGAUAAUAAUGGAUCAAAUAUAUAAGCUUUACGAUCGACAGGCAUCGCCAAAAAUUUGCAUAAAGGAUUACUUUCAACAAUAUAGCGAACUACUCAAGUCAUUGAUGUGUCACGAAGUUAGCAAACAAAGCGAGGAAAAGAUUUUUCAACUUAUGGAUACCGACCUCUCACAAGCAAGAAUUCUUUUAAUGAAACAAUAUUGCAGGUACCUUAUAUUACACAUAGAUAAUUUAACGUUGCCAAUGGAGGCUGCCAAUGCGGAGGAAAAGGAGAAACAAGGAUAUGUUCAAAUGCCUGAAACAAUCUCAGAUAAUGUUCCAUUGGAAACAAUUAAAGUGUUAAAGAUCUUAUCUAAGGAAACUUUACAAAAAUCAAAACAUCAAAAUGGCAUUCCUGUUAAACAUGACAAAUUAAAAUCAUCUGAUAACUCCGUAAAGCCAAGUGAGGAAUUUUUAGUUUAUGUCAGGGUAUAUGAACCAUUUAAAAGCCACUCUCGUCUUAAGUAUAAAAUAAGUGUCCCAGUUCUCAAACUUAAAAGCGUUAUAUCAAUAUUGGGAUGCCAGACUCUUUAUGAAUUACGACAGAAGAUAAUAUGUCAAUCUGAUUUGUCGAUUAUAAAGGAAAUUAGUGAAAAACCGAAUCAAAGACCCGGACCUAUGGCAAAGGAUGUCUAUCCCUCAGGAUUCUUCUAUAUUGAAGAUACAUUUUAUAACGAUACUAGUGUGCCAACAAACAUUGAUUACAGUAACAUCAUAUUGGAAUGGGCAACGAUUCGUGAUAUAGGUCCAUUUAAAGUUGCAACUAUGGACGCCCAGAUAAAUUCUCUUUAUGCAAGAUUUGGUUUUCCAUGGGUGUACCAGCAUCAGGGUUCCUGCGAACACUUGAUUGUACUAACUGAUGCCAGAUUGGUAACUGAUGACGAUGUAUUAAUAUCAUCUGCUUAUCCAAGAAUAGAAAGAAUAAGACCUAUUUCUGGAAAACACUGCAUCUAUUGCGGAAUAUUUAACGUGCAUUGGGUUGUAACGGAACACGAUAGAAUACCACAUGACAUAAGUUAUUUUUGUAAUAAAUGUUUUAUAUCUUAUAAUUACGUUGACGGUAAAAAAGUCGGAAAUUUUAAAGCAUACAGUUAUCCUUGUAUAUCGGAAUUAAUGACGAUAAUAAGACCUAGUAAACUAAGAUAAGACCUAAAAAUAGAAACAAGACCUAGAAAAUAUUGCAUAUAUGUAUACGGGAGUUGUAUGUGUUAUAAAUAUAUUUAGGAUA
Temnothorax curvispinosus is the source of this 1634-nucleotide messenger RNA. RefSeq names its product snRNA-activating protein complex subunit 3 (gene Pbp49). Gene Ontology annotation, cellular component: snRNA-activating protein complex. Bases 377 to 1552 code for a protein of 391 amino acids. Gene Ontology annotation, molecular function: bent DNA binding; RNA polymerase III type 3 promoter sequence-specific DNA binding; core promoter sequence-specific DNA binding. Gene Ontology annotation, biological process: snRNA transcription by RNA polymerase III; snRNA transcription by RNA polymerase II. NCBI's taxonomy places the organism in Eukaryota, Metazoa, Arthropoda, Insecta, Hymenoptera, Formicidae. The record is from RefSeq and is a predicted model, not a curated record. The transcript is spliced from 6 exons.